GUAGCGCAAACCCAGCAAUGCUCCGUGCAGCAGUGGUCUCGGCGACAGCGGCGCGCACCGCAUGCUCCAUCUACUCCUCCACCGCAGCAGCAGCAGCAGCCCCGACGGCGCUGCUCGAGCUUACUCGUGCAUCGCCAUGCCUGUCAGCGUCGCCCAGCAGGCGAGCGUCGGGCUGGACUGCAGCCGCACGUGCGAGUCCCAGCAGCGCCGCGUUGGCGUCUUGGCAUCACUACUCUUCACUGCGAACGGUGCACGAUGCUCAGCCAGUGCGCCGUCUGGCCACCCAGAUCGCCAAGAUCUCUGCCUCGGCUGCAGCUUCGUCUGCGCCGACCGCGGGAGCCCUGCACGAGAGCACGGCCGAGUUUGCCGGCUACCCGUACGCUCCGUCCAACCGCCGCGAGCCGCCGCGCACGCUGCUCAGCAAGCGCUUCCUUGAAAAGUUCAAGGACGUCAAGCCGCCGUUUGGCUACAAUGGUCUCGGCGAGAUGGUCUACCGCCGCACGUACUCGCGCAAGAAGCCCGAUGGCUCCAACGAGACCUGGGCUGAGACCGUCCAGCGCGUGGUUGAAGGCACGUUCAACAUGCAGUACCGCUGGUGCAGCAACCGUCGUCUCCCUUGGCGUCACGGCUUGGCUCAGAAGCGCGCAGAAGACAUGUACGAGCGCAUGUUCCACAUGAAGUUCCUCCCUCCGGGCCGUGGCCUCUGGGCGAUGGGCUCGCCGUUGACUGAAGAGCGCGAACUGUUCGCCGCGUUGAACAACUGCGCUUUUGUGAGCACCGAGUGCAUGCACGAUCCCGAGCUCAAGCGCUCCAAGCCCUUUGCCUUCCUGAUGGACAUGUCGAUGCUUGGUGUUGGAGUCGGAUUCGAUACCAAGGGCGCUGAACCUGCACCAAACUCGCGCAAGAAGGCCGAGGGCGUCUUUGUCAAAGGAGUCAAUCUGUCCAAGAAGGUGGAAACGAUUCAAAUUGCCGACUCCCGCGAAGGUUGGGUUGAAUCCGUUGUCGCUCUGAUUGAUUCGUACUUUGACGGCACCAACCCUGUUCAAUUCGACUACAGCAAAAUUCGUGGUCCUGGUCAACCCAUCAAGGGCUUUGGCGGCCACAGCAGCGGACCGGGAGCUCUGCAAGAGCUGCACAUUGGCCUGCGCGAUGUGUUGGACCGCUGCUCUGGACAGGCCAUCACGUUGACUGCGAUCGUGGACAUGAUGAACUUGAUUGGCAAGUGUGUCGUUUCCGGCAAUGUGCGCCAAACUGCUGAAAUUGCAUUCGGCCCGGCAACCAGCGAAGAGUACUUGGAUCUGAAAAACCACGCCGUCAACCCGCAACGCGCAGCGUUUUCCUGGACGUCGAACAAUUCGAUCUUUGCGGAUCUCGGAAUGGACUAUGGCCCCGCUUGCAAGCGCAUUGUCGACAACGGCGAGCCUGGAUUUGCGUGGCUGGACAACAUGCGUCAGUUCAGUCGCAUGCUGAAUCUCCCCGACGGCAAGGAUCAUCGAGCAAGCGGUGGCAACCCGUGCCUCGAGCAAACACUCGAGUCCUUUGAGCUGUGCUGCCUUGUGGAAACCUUCCCCCACAACCACUCUUCGCUGGAGGACUUCCUUGCAACCUUGGACGCGGCGUACUUGUACGCCAAGACCGUUACGCUUGGUCAAACUCAUUGGCCCGAGAGCAACCGUGUGUUGCUUCGCAACCGACGCAUUGGAUGCAGUAUGAGCGGCAUUGCUCUGCAGUUGCAGAAAAUCGGCAUUCACCAAUUCCGCGAUUGGUGCACCAAGGGCUACGAGCGCAUCCAAGAACUUGAUCGCGAAUUCUCGGACGAGUUUGCCAUUCCUCGCUCAAUCAAGACUACCAGCGUGAAACCGAGUGGCACAGUGUCGCUGCUGGCUGGAGCUACGCCUGGCAUGCAUUACCCCGAGAGUCGGUAUUGCCGUCGUCGCGUUCGCGUUUCCGCGCAGUCGGAUUUGCUUCCGCCCCUCAUCAAGGCUGGCUAUCAUGUUGAGCCCGACGUUCAUUCGAGCAAGACUAUGAUUGUGUCCUUCCCCGUCGAUGUUGGUGAAGAUUUGCGCGCCGCCAGCGAAGUUUCCAUGUGGGAGCAGCUGUCGCUUGCAUCCUUCCUGCAGCGUCACUGGGCAGACAAUCAAGUGAGCUGCACCGUCACGUUUGAUCCUCAGACCGAAGGAGGCCAGCUGCCGUUUGCUCUGGACUAUUUCCAGUACCAGCUCAAAGGCAUCUCUUUCCUGCCUCGUCGCCCCAACGCAUAUGCGCAAAUGCCGAUCGAGGCCAUUUCACGCGAAGAGUACGAGCAGAUGAUGGCCGGUUUGUCGCCGGUGGACUUUUCGGCUGUGGGCAACAUUGACAUCACUCCUGAUAAGUUCUGCGACUCGAGUGUGUGCACGAUCGAGGAGGCCCGCGACGCUGCUUCGGCGCUGGCCACGUCGACUCCCACCCCAACAUCCGUCUAACUGUGGCGAGGCAUGAUAUGUGUGUGGAUCUAGUCUGGUCAGUCCCCAGUGCGAUUUUCCGUCAUUCUAAUCAACUUGAAAUCGCGGAUGAUGCUGUUUGUUUGAAUGUCCAUUGUGUUGUAUCACUCAAUUACUUUUCAGGCCAAGCACAAAUAGUCUGCCCCAGCGCCAUGCAUGCAAG
Molecule: messenger RNA, 2643 nt
Organism: Capsaspora owczarzaki ATCC 30864
Lineage: Eukaryota; Filasterea; Ministeriida; Capsasporidae
Product: ribonucleotide reductase
Exons: 14
Coding region: 18-2462 (814 amino acids)
Molecular function (GO): ribonucleoside-diphosphate reductase activity, thioredoxin disulfide as acceptor
Source: RefSeq, a predicted model, not a curated record